AUGGCCCUCCGUGAAGAUAACGAGAACAAGCUUCGCGACGUCAUCGAGCAACGACCCCAUGUGGACAUCUUCUUGCAGCCCAUUGCGCCCCCUGCGGCCUUGGGACUGGCGGGCUUCUCAGGCUCGACUUUCAUUGUGGCCUCCUGGAUCGCCGGGUGGUGGGGAGACUCCGAUAGUCCGCUAAUCUUCUUCCCCUUCGUCGCUUUCUGGGGCGGGCUAUCCCAGUUCAUAGCGGGCUUGAUGGGCUAUAAGGCCCGAGACGUGCUCGUCACGGUGAUCAACACCAUGUGGGGAGCAUUAUGGAUGAGCGUGGGCUUGUUGUAUGCUUUUGUAGCAGCAGGAGCCUUGCCCCCUCAUAGCAUCCGCGAACAUUUUCCCGAGUUGGCGGCUUGGUUCGUGCCGCUGGCGACAGUGACGUGGGCCGGCGCGGUAGCAGCGACAGCCCGUGAUGCGAUUUUGGCAGCCUUGCUAUUUUCCCUCGCCAUAGGGUCAACGAUUGCAUGCUGCCUCUUCGCGUACGGUAGCGGCGUUGGGACCGGAAUGAAAGUGGCAGCGUACUUUUGGCUGCUUGCUGCUCUACUCGCCUGGUGGCGGACCACCGUCUAUCUUAUCGAGGAGGCAUUCGGUCCGACGGGCAAAAUGGCCAAGUUCUUCCCUGUCUUCAGAACUGCACAGGAGAAGAGAGCGCCUCUCAUUGUGCCUGGUCUUGGUGAGCCUGGUGUCAAGAGAGGCAUGCCGGGAGUGAUUUGA
Molecule: messenger RNA, 750 nt
Organism: Exophiala xenobiotica
Lineage: Eukaryota; Fungi; Ascomycota; Eurotiomycetes; Chaetothyriales; Herpotrichiellaceae
Exons: 3
Coding region: 1-750 (249 amino acids)
Biological process (GO): succinate transmembrane transport; acetate transmembrane transport
Cellular component (GO): plasma membrane
Molecular function (GO): acetate:proton symporter activity
Source: RefSeq, a predicted model, not a curated record